This is a messenger RNA of Ylistrum balloti, 885 nucleotides long. RefSeq lists its product as uncharacterized. Gene Ontology annotation, molecular function: protein binding. Lineage: Eukaryota; Metazoa; Mollusca; Bivalvia; Pectinida; Pectinidae. The coding region runs from base 1 to 885 and encodes 294 amino acids. The record is from RefSeq and is a predicted model, not a curated record. The transcript has 6 exons.
AUGAAUUGUAUCAAUGACACGGAGGUUGUCCUGGCAACAGCCACCAGGAAGAUCAAGGUCCUGAAUCUGGACACAAUGACCGUUACACGAGUGUUUGAAGGAAAGUUGUGCCGUUAUGGUUCUAGAAUGGAAAUUAUCAAGGAUGGAAAAGAAAUCUUGACAUUAAUGCAGGGAAAACAUGGAUUUAAGACAUACAACAUAGAAAGCGGGAGAACUGUCAGCUUAAUACACGCGCCUUCUGAAAUAAGGGAGAGCAAACACAACAUGUUUGACCAAUAUUCCCUCGUAAUCAACAACAUCAAUCUAAUGGCGUGUAACAUUGGAUAUGAAGGUCCUCAUUUGAUUGUGGUGUUUGACUACCUACAAAAUGUUUGUGUCCGGAUUUUGAGGGCAUACUCUCAUUACAGUACAUUUUUGGGAGCAUAUCUGUCACAAGACUGUUCCUAUUUGCCUGUAAAUACAUACAAAAGCUUCCCUCACCCAAUCAUUGAGGGCAAGAUGAAUUCUGUCAGUUGUAUAGUUGUGUACAACAUUGAACAAGGAAAGAUAACUCACUGGUGUUUAGACCAGGACCUCUACAACACGUACGCCAGGGAAGGAGAGCUGGAGAAAAUGGAAGUGGACAAUGCUAUAUUGUUAGAUGAUGACCGUUUGGUUACCUCCAGUGAGGACUCCAUCCUUCGGGUGUGGAACAUAAGGACAGGUGAACUGAUAAAAAGAUUAGAGGGACACAAAGUUCUGCCAAAGUUGGUUAAGAACCAUGAAAAGAGCCCAUACUUUGUAACCAUGGCAAAUUUUGGGGAGGAGAACUCACUGCGUAUGUGGGACAAAAAAACACUGACGUGUGUGGCGAUGUACCGACUGGAUCACAAGCUUAUUUUAUGA